GCGUAGGAGGAAGAGAAAGAGAAAGAAAAGAAGAAAAUCAGCAGAAAGCAGGAAGCAGGAAGGAAAAAAUCAAGGCUUUGAUUGAAAGAAUCCAUCUACUAAAGAUGCAUUGGUAGUUUACUACUUCUAACUCUACAUCAUUCCUACACAUGCAAGUGGAUGGUGAUCUUCGCACUCGACGUGGCCAUUGAGCAAGAGCCAGGCAUGGCAAGCAAUGAUUGGAUCUAUCUGAUAAACAGUUCGCACAGGGACACACCAGAGAAUGGUUCUAUUUUGUGGCUGCAACCCAGUAACAAAUGAUAUUGUAUCGAGUCGUACUGAUACGGACAUGCCUUUACGCUCAAUUAAUCUUCCAUGCACCCUGGACAUACGAGUAUGCAACCUCAACGGCGCGCUUACUAGUGAUUAAUGAACAACCGAUGUCAUUGAUCCAUACAUCCCGUACAUCCCGUACAUGGGCGAAUGGAAAGAUGUCUGUUCUGUCCGAGGAUGUGAGCUUGCUCGCUAAUUCAAUAGUCCAACUGCGAAAGAAGGGCCCUAGAACAACAAUAGUAGUAAUACAUCGCAAUGCUUGUUCAAUAUUAAUUAAUAAUGGCUCUAUCUGCCCCAUCUGGUGCAUUCUCACCCUGUUGCACCCGGAAAUUGCUGAUUAUUGCUUCUUGGCCCGAAAUGGCUCCCUGACAUUUUCGCUCACCGUUUUUCACAGUAAUUAUCUUCGGCCCUAUACAGUCUUGCUACUAAUAAAAUUUACCAGUAAACUGACAAAAGAUACCUAUAAAAAACAUAGCAGAAAAAUAAGGUCAAGGAAAAAGCAAAGAGACCAAUCUAGUGCCCCGAUCUUCUCCCCUACAGGACACUGCUGCCCUUCUAGUCGCUGAUGCAACGUGCUGCGCUAGUCUCAUGCGUGGCUCCAAUUAACUGGGGCACCGUCUAGUUUGCUACUUGCGGGCAUCGCACUGGGACUGGCUGUUCUCCCCCCUCUU
This is a messenger RNA of Talaromyces proteolyticus, 983 nucleotides long. RefSeq lists its product as uncharacterized. The transcript has a single exon. The record is from RefSeq and is a predicted model, not a curated record. Bases 297 to 878 code for a protein of 193 amino acids. NCBI's taxonomy places the organism in Eukaryota, Fungi, Ascomycota, Eurotiomycetes, Eurotiales, Trichocomaceae.